GUGACCUUUCGCUUUACGGCAGAGCGGCAUGUGGAGGUCAGAGAUGUAACCACGACCAGAAACAGAAAACUAUACUGAUCUUUAAACGUUAGCACUGAAUAAACGGUUUUGCCAACCACAAAAACACAACAAGAAGAAGAAAUAUCAACAACUUAUGACUGUAAUAUCUACGGCAUUAAGAAGAAUAUAAUCGCUCGGCCAAGUUGUGGAUCUCGGUAACGUUAUUUACACCGUGAGUCAGGCAGGAAAUCAUCUGGUCAGCUUUCUGUAUCACAUCUAAAGAAAUGGAUAAUAAUAAUUCACCCGGAUCAGGAGGGCUAAGAGGGGGUUUGGGAAGCCUCUUCGGCGGAGGAGCACCCGAAUAUUCAAAUACUGAGCUCGCAGGAGUACCAUUGACUGGUAUGAGCCCUCUUUCGCCCUACCUCAACGUUGACCCUCGUUACCUUGUACAGGACACAGAGGAGUUCAUUUUGCCAACUGGGGCAAAUAAAACGCGUGGUCGCUUUGAGCUGGCUUUCUUUACCAUUGGGGGAUGCUGUAUAACAGGUGCUACUUUCGGCACACUAAAUGGGCUCCGAAUGGGUCUGAAGGAAACGAGAGACAUGCCGUGGUCAAAACCCAGAAAUGUACAGAUUUUGAACAUGGUCACACGGCAAGGAGCAUCUUGGGCCAACACGCUAGGAUCUGUGGCUCUUCUAUAUAGCGUGUUUGGUGUUGCCAUUGAGAAGGCCAGGGGUGCAGAAGAUGACCUCAACACAUUAGCGGCUGGAACUUUGACGGGUUUGCUCUAUAAAUCCACAAGUGGACUCAAAGGAGCUGCCAGGGGAGGCCUUGUUGGUUUGGCUAUGUCAGGACUGUAUGCUCUAUACAACAACUGGGAUCACCUGAAGGGGGCGUCACCUUCACGUUAUUGAGCAUGACGGAGAGCUCAAACCAUGGACUUAUUUUGACUCUAAGCUCAUUUUUAGCCUUUAUCACCAACUCAUCUUCCUGUUCAAACUUUUGGAAAAGCAUCUGUUUCUUAUUGAGUGAACCCAUGGACCAUCACAUGUACAGGCUUCUUUAGACGUUUAUUGAGUAUAAAAUAUUUAAUCGGCGGACCCAGAUCAUCUACAGAUGUAAAAUGCUUUGCUUGGAAUUUGCUGUCAAUAGAAAAAUCAUUAUUAAGUCUUAUUGAUUUGUUGUUUAUGUAUGUGUUGCGGUUGACAUCAGUUGCAGCUCAGUCCAGAUGGUCAAGAAACACUGUGUCCUUUAAAGGGAUAGUUCACCCAAAUUAUCAUUUACUCACACUCAUGUUGUAACAAACCUGUAUACAUUUCUUUGUUAUGAUGAACACAAAGGAAGAUAUUUUGAGUAAUGUUUCUAGCCAAACCGUUUGUGAGCCCCAUAGUAGGAUAAAGAAUACUAUGAAAGUGGAUGGGGCUUACAAUUUGUUUGAUUAUGAACAUUCCUCAAAAUAUCUUCAUACGUGUUCAUCAGAACAAAUAAAUGUAUACAGGUUUGUAACGACACGAGAUGAGAGAAAUUACAUUUUUGGGUGAACUUUCCCUUUAAGUUUGAUCUGUUUUCGUUGUGCACUGAUGAUUAAAAUGUUGUCAGUGGUGGUUGGGUUAAAAUUGUGUAAUUUGUUUGUACAUAACUGGCCACAUAAGCUCUGCUAAAAUCUAAAAUAAAACCCAUUUAAGAGUUUACUACA
Paramisgurnus dabryanus is the source of this 1696-nucleotide messenger RNA. RefSeq names its product translocase of inner mitochondrial membrane 23 homolog a (yeast) (gene timm23a). Gene Ontology annotation, biological process: protein import into mitochondrial matrix. Lineage: Eukaryota; Metazoa; Chordata; Actinopteri; Cypriniformes; Cobitidae. Gene Ontology annotation, cellular component: TIM23 mitochondrial import inner membrane translocase complex. The record is from RefSeq and is a predicted model, not a curated record. Gene Ontology annotation, molecular function: transmembrane protein transporter activity.